AAAAGAAAAGGUUCCUGUAGAAGAAAUUAGUUUAGAACAAUAGAUUUAACAGGAUAGAAUAACAUUACCCCUUCUCACAAAGAGCCACGGUGCUCACAUCAUUCUUUUUUGGUUUAGGUUGUCGCUUCCCCUGUUUCUACAGUUAUUUUAACGUAGCAGUAAUUUACAAUUGCUGCUGCGAAGUUCACCUCUGAUUCUUCGUCCUCCUGCUGCUGACGUCUCCGGUUACUGCGUUCCUGCCAGUUUGUGUUCCUGGUGCGGUGGGGGACGGGUAAGUUAAGACCUGACGUCCCAGCCCGGCAGGGCCUCUCUAUCUCGCAGCAGGGAAGAUAAAUGGCUCUAAUCCAAGCCUGACUUUGGUACUCUCCGCUCGCGCCCCGGCUUCGGUCCUCGCCGGCAACUCUCCAGUUUGAGUUGUGCCUGGUUCCUCCGUACCCUCUCGCCCCCAACGACGCCGCCCUCCGUGUGUGAGGCAGCGGCGGCGUCUUGGCCCCUUCCGCACACACUUCGGCCGGUGAGUUCCCCCCCUCAGGAGCAUCUGCACCAGAAUCCUGAGACCUGAGCUGCUGUAUCUCGGUGCUAUGCCCUUGGCCCAUUUAUCAAAAUUUAUAAAUGUCCCUUUCUUACAUUUCCAGUACGACUGGAGGCCAACUAGCUUCUAUUAAAAAAAAAAAAAAAUCAAAAAACUUUAGAAGUAAUUUAACAUUUAAAGACUGAUAAACCCAUGCUAUGUUAAAAUUGAGAUUCUGUCUCUUUACAAAUUUUAUUCUUUAUCAUGAGCACAUUAAAAAAAUACCUAUGGUCUCUGUUACCAAUAAAAUUUUAACAUUUAAAUUACAUGUAUUAGUUAAGGUGAAAUUUGGUUAUCUGUCAUAUUGGGACUCCUCUUUUCUUUCGAAGACACCCUUCCUGUAAAAAAGAUACAAUAAUAGUGCUGCCAUGUAUUGAGAUUUUGCUAAGCAUUCAGCACUGUGCAUUAUCCAUAUAGUUCCUUUCCUCACUAAGCCUACAAAAUAUGUAUUAUUAACAAUGCCUAGAAUUGUGGGAAACCAAAAUGAGGCAUAAUCAGCUAUGUUGUGAGACACCACCUACUGUCACUGUACAUGUAAAAUCAGGGUCAAAUAGAUCACAUCAGCCUAAAAAACCCAUUAACCUGAAGCGUCCUAUUUUUAAAGAUAGUUGGCCAGCAUCUGAAAAAAAUGCACAUAAUAGCAACAAGUCUAAAUGCCCCAAAGGACCCUGUCUAGUUAUACAGCGUCAGGAAAUGACUGCUUUCUUUAAAUUAUUUGAUGACGAUUUAAUUCAAGAUUUCUUGUGGAUGGACUGCUGCUGUAAAAUUGCAGACAAGUAUCUUUUGGCUAUGACCUUUGUUUAUUUCAAGAGAGCUAAAUUUACUAUAAAUGAGCAUACCAGGAUAAAUUUCUUUAUUGCUCUGUAUCUGGCUAAUACAGUUGAAGAAGAUGAAGAAGAAUCCAAAUAUGAAAUUUUUCCAUGGGCUUUAGGGAAAAACUGGAGAAAAUUAUUCCCUGAUUUCUUAAAGUUAAGGGACAAACUCUGGGAUAGAAUUGACUAUAGGGCUAUUGUAAGCCGGCGAUGCUGUGAGGAGGUUAUGGCCAUUGCUCCAACCCAUUAUAUAUGGCAACGAGAACGCUCUGUGCAUCACAGUGGAGCUGUUAGAAACUACCACAGAGACGAAGUUCAACUGCCCCGGGGACCUAGUGCCACACCGGUUGAUUGUUCACUCUGUGGUAGAAAAGGAAGAUACGUUAGACUGGGAUUGUCUUCAUCGUCAUCUUCAUCCAGUGAUACAGUAGAGGUGGUGGAGAAACAUUCUCAGGAAUCACACAACUCAUUCUCAAUGGACAUAAUAGUUGAUCCUUCUCAAGCUUAUAGCUAUUUUCAAGGUAUGACUUAGAGAUAUGUCAGAAUUAGAUCUAUGAAUGUUAUUAAUAAAUCCAAGUUAUCUAUUGGCCAGUAGUCAGUCCUUAUAGGCGGAGUACAUAAUUAUUUAUAUACUACAACAAUAUGAGUUAAAGUAGUAUUGAAAGUUUUCCCCUUUUCAAGUACUACUUUUUGUCUUGGUAUUGUUUUGUGGUAGCUUACCUAAACUAAGAGAUUUUUAAUGUGAUUUCUGUUAAACUGAAACCUAAUUCACCAUAGAUCUCAAGUAUUUUAAGAGCCUGAACCAUUUUCUUUGUAAUGUUUAUUUUAUUCAAAAGAAGUUUUAAGAAGAGAAUAAAUUUACUUGUAAUCUCACCAUGCAGCUUUAUCAGUAAUUAACUAUUGGUUUCUUCUACACACUUUUUAAAAUUGAGAUAAAAUUGACAUAUAACACUGUAUUAGUUUUAGGUGUGUAACAUAAUGAUUAACACAAUAAAUUUAGUUAACAUCCAUCACCAUACAGUUACGGUUUUUUUUCUUGUGAUGAGAACUUUUAAGAUACACUCUUAGCAACUCUCAAAUACACAAUCUUGUUAACUAUAGUCACCAUGCUGUAGAUUAUAUCCCCAGAACUUAUUUAUCUUAUUACUGGAAAUUUGUACUUUCCACUACCUUCACCCACUCCCCCCCUCUCCCCACCUUCUCUGGCAACCACCAUUUGGUGGUGUAUUUAUGAGUUCAGGUUUUUAAAUUUAUGUUUAAUUUUUGUUUAAUAUUUAUUUAUUUAGGCUGUGUUGGGUCUUAGUUGCAGCGUGCGGGCUCUUUGUUGCGGCGGGCAGGCCUCUCUCUAGUUGUGGUGCACAGGCUCCAGAGUGCACAAGCUCAGUCGCCCCGUGGCAUGUGGGAUCUUAGUUCCCUGACCAGGGAUCGAACCCACGUCCCCUGCAUUAGAAGGUGGUUUUGUAACCACUGGACCACCAGGGAAGACCUGAGUUCAGCUUUUUUUAGAUUUCACAUAUAAGUGAGAUCACACAGUAUUUGCCUUUCUCUGUCUCACUUAGCACAAUGCCCUCAAGGU
Messenger RNA from Kogia breviceps (pygmy sperm whale), 2959 nucleotides. NCBI's taxonomy places the organism in Eukaryota, Metazoa, Chordata, Mammalia, Artiodactyla, Physeteridae. The record is from RefSeq and is a predicted model, not a curated record.